Messenger RNA from Stegastes partitus (bicolor damselfish), 4555 nucleotides. It is a transcript of the gene wdfy2, whose product is annotated as WD repeat and FYVE domain containing 2. Gene Ontology annotation, cellular component: early endosome. The record is from RefSeq and is a predicted model, not a curated record. Lineage: Eukaryota; Metazoa; Chordata; Actinopteri; Pomacentridae. Bases 115 to 1317 code for a protein of 400 amino acids. The transcript has 12 exons. Gene Ontology annotation, molecular function: protein binding; metal ion binding. Gene Ontology annotation, biological process: positive regulation of fat cell differentiation; positive regulation of protein phosphorylation.
UGCUGCCUCCUGACAGCUAGCUAGCUGCCCGCCGCAGAGCUGAGCCGUUGGACCGCGGAGGGUUAUGUUUCUCGGAGCCAGAACCGUAGACGGAGCUUCGAGCACCACGGACUCAUGGCGGCCGAAAUUCAGCCCCAGCCGCAGGCUCGAAAGCCUUGUCUGCUGAGCAAAAUCGAGGCUUUCCAGGAGGUUGUGAGCACGGCGGUGAUCAUUCCCAAAGAAGACGGCGUUAUCAGCGUGUCUGAGGACAGGACGAUUCGGGUAUGGCUGAAGAGAGACAGCGGCCAGUACUGGCCCAGUGUCUACCACACAAUGCCAUCGUCAUGUUCCUGUAUGUCCUUCAACCCAGAGACCAGGAGGCUUUCUGUGGGGAUGGACACUGGAAGUAUCUGUGAGUUCGUCCUGUCAGAAGACUACAAUAAGAUGACUCCAGCACGCACCUACCAGGCCCACCAGGGCAGAGUGACCGUGGUGCUGUUUGUGUUGGAGAUGGAGUGGCUGCUGAGCACCAGCCAGGACAAAAACUUCACCUGGCACUGCUCAGAGAGCGGCCAGCAGCUGGGGACGUACCGCACCUCAGCCUGGGUCUCUGGACUACAGUUCGAUGUGGAGACCAGACACGCCUUCGUAGGCGACCAGUCAGGUCAGGUCACCAUCCUGAAGCUGGAGCAGGACAGCUGCAGCCUGGUCACCACCUUCAAAGGACACACCGGUAAUGUGACGGCGCUGUGUUGGGACCCAGGCCAGAGGGUGCUGUUCUCCGGAAGCUCAGACCACUCCAUCAUCAUGUGGGACAUCGGCGGGCGCAAAGGCACCGCUAUCGAACUGCAAGGACACAAUGACAAGGUCCAGGGUUUGUGCUACGCCUCACACACCCGUCAGCUCAUCUCCUGCAGCGCAGAUGGAGGCAUCGUCAUCUGGAACAUGGAUGUAACACGGCAAGAGACCCCAGAAUGGCUGGACAGUGACUCCUGUCAGAAGUGUGAGCAGCCUUUCUUCUGGAACUUCAAACAGAUGUGGGACAGCAAGAAGAUCGGCCUGCGACAGCACCACUGUAGGAAGUGCGGCCAGGCGGUGUGCGGCAAAUGCUCGUCCAAACGCUCCACCAUCCCCCUCAUGGGCUUCGAGUUCGAGGUGCGUGUGUGUGACAGCUGCCACGAGUCCAUCACCGACGAGGACCGAGCGCCCACGGCCACCUUCCACGACAGCAAGCACAGCAUUGUUUACAUGCAGUACGAGCCCACCACUGGAAAUCUGCUCACCUCUGGCACCGACAAGGUUAUCAAGCUGUGGGACAUGACUCCUGUGGUGUCCUGAGGUCUGUGGACAAACCAGCCAGCAGUCAGCAGGAAUCUCUGUUCGGCAAACUGUGAUGGUUUCGUGGCGGCAGUCGCGCUUGUGGGAGAAAGAGUGAAGGAUCUCCGGCGGUAUCGGUGUCAUCUGGAUAAUAUUUAACAGUUAUUCAACAACAGGCAGCGGCUGUUGCACAAUUACAGUGAGCGCACUGCGGGCCAGUGAAAAAUGAGAACUGUCCAGGCCUUGGUUAAAACAAGGUAACAGAGAGUCGUGUUUGCUUGUGUGAAGAGUGCUGAUAGGCUGUGUGGGAGGGGGGCUCUUUGUAUGUGUGUGUCUUUACUGUGUGGAAGAGGUGAAGGCAUUUGAAAGUCCUUGACACACCUUAUUUACUUAAUUUUCAUGCAUUCCUUGCCAAUUUUAUACUGAAAACCCACGAGUACCGUCAAAUCUGAACCUUUCAGAUGUGAAGCACCUCAUUAAACUGGACCUUAACGCACUGACAAACUCAAAUGUAUUUUGUUUUUUAGCAGGCUGCAGAUGCUCCACGUGAAGGAGCUGCUUGAUCAUUGACUGAUCAGAUUCAUGUUAGAGGUUAAUGUUUGCCUCAGCAGGCAAGAGAAGUAAAAACUGACACCUGAGCCACCUGCAAAUGUUUUCAGCUGCCUUUUAACAUUCUUUGUGUUAUUUUCUUUGUGUUAUAUUACAUUUAGCAGUGCAUGUUAUUGCCAAAAUCCCAAUGAGCACACUGACCUCCAGUAGGUCCUCUAACUGAUACCAAACAACAAAUCUUACAUUUUUAAUAAUUGUUUUUUUUAGGUGUAUUCAAACAGGCAAAAAACACAUAGCAGUAAAUAUUUUAAGCCCUGUGACGGUCAAACAGAGCCACAGUUUAGUUGCCUUAUGCUAUAUACUAUAUAAUAUUAACUGUUAAAAUAUUCAGCUGCAAACAUAGCCUCCUAACUGCCCUAAUUGUCUCCUGUUGCUUUCUUCUGCAUAUUUGUCCUGCAAACCUAUUUUCUUUUAUUUUCUUAAAUGUAUUUUUCAAUCUAUUGCAUUUUUACAAAUUUUUAUUUUGCUCUUUUCAACAUAAAUACUUUUUUUUCCUUAUAGGGCAGAUGUAAUGCAGUUAGGACUCUCCUUUUAAUAGUUGUUGACACAGGGUGGCACUCAGAAGUGUCUCCGAGCAGAGAGCAUGCUCACCAUGAGCUCCAACCAGUUAAAUAUUUAACAGGUUUAAAAUGUAUAAAACCUGCCAAACAAACACACCCAGCAGCCCCGGUUAAUAAAAAAAAAAGGAAAAGUGUAGUUGUCUCUUGCAGGUGGCUCUUGCGUUUACACUAGAUGUUGCCGUCUUGCCUGCAGAUGGCGCUCAUACCAUCAGUAAUCCUGGGUUCAGGUGCUUCACAUCGCUCACACUGUGUGUUCUUGUUAUCAUGCUCAAGAGGCAAAGAGAUCAUCUGCUUUCUAAAAAUAUUCCACUCUGACCCGUGUCAUCUGAGUAAGAGAACUUUUAACCACGUGACUCUGGGGAAACCGCUCGUGUAAUUUUCUGGAUGUCACCUAAUUAAGUGUCUUCACUCGAGUUCCACCUCGCGCCGACCACUCGGGGGAAGACGUGGCCUUUUGAGACGAGGCAGGGAACUAAAUUUAGGUAAGAGGGUUGUGGAAAGAAAAGAGAAAAAAAAAGACAGGGUAGUUCAUGUAAUUUUAAAACCACUCACUGUAGGUCAGGUGUGUAAACAUGGAGGCCUCUAAAAUUAGUUUGAAUGUGAGGCUGCUCUACUGGAAGCCACUGAUGUGGAUUCACAUAGUCCAGAAUAUUGGAUAUCAUGCAAAACCUACUCAGAUUGGUCUUUAAGGAGUUUUCAACGACAGAAAUAUGUCAGGCUAGAAUCUGGGGAAAUGUGUAGAAAUUGAUGCAGACGACAUCUAAAAAUUGAGAUUUGAAGCAGCAGCGCAGCUCCUUUGGUUUGAUGCGUGCACUCUCACAUAUCUUUAAUACAAUAUUUGUCAGUUUAAAUACAUUUUAAGCAGGACGUUAAACGCUUAAGAUGUUAGUCGAAUACAGGGGACACUGAUGGUUUUAAAAACUCUUGUUAUAUUUGUCUAAGCACACACAGUGUUUGUCUAAAUCCACAGGCGUGCAAAGUACACCUGUCCUGUUCUGUAAUCAGUCCCUUAACCAAUCAGACUGCUCGCUGAUCUUUUAAAAAAAUGUGUAUGUUUCCUUCAGUGGAGCAGUUUUAUCAUAUUAUUUAUUAUUAUUCUGUUCGUGUGAUUGAAAUGUUUUUGACAUGAAAAAGCACAUAUCAUCAAGCUAAUCAGUGGCAGCAGCAGCAGACAGCAGUGCUAUGACUGAAAGGAAACUAACAGCAGUUUGCUUUGAUUUGUUCUCAUUGUUACUGUUUUUUUUAAAAGUCUCAAUACUGUAUAAUGACGUUAUUGUCGAUGCACUGGAAUCAAGAAGCAAAAAUAUCUCAUAAACCGCUGCUGUGAAAAGACUUUUUAUAAUCACAUUUGUGCUUUAUGAUCAGAUCCUUAAUGUUCAAACCCCACUGAGUAUCAUCCAAAGCUAUUUGAUUUAUUUUUUUUUGGAUUAAAAAAAAUAAAAACUAAAAAAAAGAUUACAUUGAAGAUUUUCACCAACAAUGGAGAAAUAAAAACUUGUAGGCUUGACUGUUCUUCGAAAAAGUUUGUCUUGCACUUUCACAGCUACCCAGGAAGGUACAUAUCCAGCCCCUGGUGAAUAAAUGUGAGUCAGUGGGUACUAAGAGCUUAAAGGUCCAUACCAGUGUUUUUUUUUUUUAGCGCCGUUACUUCAAAUGAUGUACGUUUCAUUUUUGCUGCCUAGUUUAAACUGCAUGACAAGCCAAUGUAUUGUCACUCUGUGCUGAAAUGUAUGUGAGAUGAUGGCUGCCUGGAAGAAAAGUAAAAAAAUCCCAAAGAGCUGAGACGCAGCAGCUUGUUUUACAAAGUAGAUGCCGAAUAUCCUAUCAAGUGCAUGUGAUUGAAAUGGGCAAAAAUGUUCAAAAUCGCUGGUGUAGUCCUUUAAUAUAUAAAAACCCAGACUACACAGGAGAUACCAAGAUGUUCAAUAAACAAAAACUCACAAGAUGAGGUUAAAUCCAUCCGUGGCCAGUGCUCUAUUUUUCUGUUGCAGGAAAGAAAACAGGGAUUGUUGUGUGUUUCAGUGUCCAUUCAUGUAACUUUGUGUAUAAAUGACUAAUUAAAAGGGGAGGUGUUGGCCUCCUCCAUCAGA